Molecule: messenger RNA, 7461 nt
Organism: Loxodonta africana (African savanna elephant)
Lineage: Eukaryota; Metazoa; Chordata; Mammalia; Proboscidea; Elephantidae
Gene: ZNF761
Product: zinc finger protein 761
Biological process (GO): regulation of transcription by RNA polymerase II
Molecular function (GO): RNA polymerase II cis-regulatory region sequence-specific DNA binding; DNA-binding transcription factor activity, RNA polymerase II-specific
Source: RefSeq, a predicted model, not a curated record
UGGGGAAGAAGGAAGCUCAGGCCUCGACCCCGCCUACCUUGUCCACGCCCCGCUCCGUGCCGAGCGCGCCUGCGCAGUCCCCUACAGACCCGGAAGCGAAUUGCGCAGUGGGGCGGUCACACGGGGGAUUGAUUUCUCAAGACUGAUCUUGCCUGAGAAAGAAUCCCGGAGAAAGUGGAAAGAAAGAGGCAUCCAGAAUGGCUCUUUCCCAGGCACCAUUGACAUUCAGGGACGUGGCCAUAGAAUUCUCUCAGGAGGAGUGGGAAUGCCUGGACCCUGCUCAGAGAGCUUUGUACAGGGACGUGAUGUUGGAGAACUACAGGAACCUGGUCUCCCUGGAUAUCUCUGCUAGAUUUGUGAUCAAGGAAUUACCACCAAAAGAUGAUAAAGGAGAAUUUUAUCAACCUGUGAUAAUGGAAAAACAAGAAAACUAUGGUAUUGAAGAUUUUUACUUCAGUGAUGUCUGGGAAAACAAGCAUGAAGUCGAGAGUCAGUUGGCACAUGAUGAACAAAAUUACAAAGUAGUAACUAUGACCCAUAACAAAAAUUUCACUGGUAUGAGAGGGCAACAACUUAACAAAUCCUGGACUAAUUUACCACUAAAACUGUGUGUUUCUGAAAGAAAACAUGCAUAUCAAUAUUGUAAACAUAACUCAUUUAUAAGGAAUUUGUUAAGACUAAAAUACAGCUUAGGCUAUGUAGGAAGAAAAUAUGGGAAACAUUUUAAAACCAAUAUUGGAUUAAGCUUUCAGUCACAUCUGGCAGAAAUGCAAAGAUUUCAAACUGAGGAUAAAAUGUAUGGCUGUAAUCAAGUUCAAAGCUCUAUCAACAAUGGCUCCUCAGUUUCACUUUUUGAAAGAACUCCUCUUAGUGACAAAACCAGCAUUUGUAGUAAAUAUGACAAGGUUAUUAAGCAUCCUUCAUUGCUUACACAACACCAGAAAAUACACACUAGAGAAAGUCCUUACAAAGGUAAUGAAUGCGGAAAGGCUUUUAGGCAAUGCUCAAUCCUAAACAAUCAUCGGAGAAUUCAUUCUGAGCAGAGACCUUACAAAUGCAAUGAGUGUGGCAAAGCCUUCACCGAUCAUUCAAAUCUUACUCAACACAAGAGAGUUCACACUGGAGAGAAACCUUACAAAUGUAAUAAAUGUGGUAAGGAAUUUACCAGACGUUCAUACCUGCGGGGUCAUGAAAGAAUUCAUACAGGAGAGAAACCUUACAAAUGUAAUGACUGUGGCAAAGCCUUUAACCGACUCUCAAACCUCAGGCGGCAUCAGAGAAUCCAUACUGGAAAGAAUCCAUAUAAAUGUAAUGUAUGUGGCAAGGAUUUUACCAUGCAUUCACACCUUUGGGGUCAUGAGAGAAUUCAUGCUGGAGAAAAGACUUUCAAAUAUAAUGACUGUAGAAAAGCCUUUACUGAGCAUUCAAACCCUACUCAACAUAAGCAAAUACAUACUGGCAAGAAACCUUACAAAUGUAAUGAAUGUGUUAGGGAUUUUCCCACACAUUCAUACCUUUGGGGUCGUGAGAGAAUUCAUACUGGAGAGAAACCUUUCAAAUGUAAUGACUGUGGAAAAGCCUUUACUGAGCAUUCAAAUCUUACUCAACACAAGAGAAUUCACACUGGAGAGAAACCUUACAAAUGUAAUGAAUGUGGUAAGGAAUUUACCAGACGUUCAUACCUGUGGGGUCAUGAGAGAAUUCAUACAGGAGAGAAACCUUACAAAUGUAAUGACUGUGGCAAAGCCUUUAACCGACUUUCAAACCUCAGGCGGCAUCAGAGAAUCCAUACUGGAGAGAAGCCAUAUAGAUGUAAUAUAUGUGGCAAGGAUUUUACUAUACGUUCACACCUUUGGGGUCAUGAGAGAAUUCAUACUGGAGAGAAGCCUUUCAAAUGUAAUGACUGUGGAAAAGCCUUUACUGAGCGUUCAACCCUUACUCAACAUAGAAGAAUCCAUACUGGCGAGAAACCUUACAAAUGUAAUGAGUGUGGUAAGGAUUUUCCCACACGCUCACACCUUUGGGGUCAUAAGAGAAUUCAUACUGGAGAGAAGCCUUACAAAUGUGACGUAUGUGGUAAAGCCUUUACUGAGAGUUCAAAUCUUACUCAACAUAAGAGAAUCCAUUCUGGAGAGAAACCAUAUAAAUGUAAUAUAUGUGACAAGGCCUUUAGUCAAAAUUCAAGCCUUACCGUUCAUCGGAGAAUUCAUACUGGGGAGAAACCUUACAAAUGUAAAGAAUGUGGCAAAGCAUUUAAGCAGUACUCAAGCCUCACUAGACAUCAGAAUAUACAUCCUGAAGAGAAACCACACAAAUGUAAUGUAUGUGGUAGGGCUUUUAUCAAACGUUCACACCUUUGGGAUCAUGAGAGAACGCAUAAUGGAGAGAAACUCUACAAAUGUGUUCUAUGUAGUAAGGCCUUUAGGCAAUGGUCUGACCUCAAGAUUCACCAAAAACUUCAUACUGGAGAGAACCUCACAAAUGCAAUGAGUGUGGUAAAUCGUUUAACCAGUUUUCACAAUGGACCAAACAUCAGAUAAUUCAUUCUAGAGGGAACUAAAUCUCUGGUCCUUUUCAAAGAUUAAUCAACCUCAGAUAUUAAAUUCUGCAGAGUAAUUACAAGUCGAAAUCAUUUAAUAGUCAUGAGGUAUCGAGUGUCAAAGGAACAAGGAUGUCUGUAGAAAGGUUCAGUUAUAUUCAGUCUAUAAAAUAUUAAUUGAGGUUUCUCUAAAAAGCUACAUUAUUAUUGAUGCCAGUCAGCAGGAGGUGUGAAAUGUAUUAAUUUUAUGCCUUCAUCAUAGAUAUUUUAUGUGCCGUCAUGAUGUUUUCCUGAAAGGGAGAGGGCCUACUUUAUUAGGUAGUGUUCAUUCACAUCCAUGUUCCUUGGUAAAAAUAAGGACUUUGAAUUUUAAAAUACAAUAUUGUAUAAAUGAGAAUGACACUCUGGAGAGGGGAAGAGAGCAGAUAUAAAACUGUAAUCUUAAUCAUCAUAUUUAAUAUGUUCAGGGUCCCAUUCUACAAGUUUGUUGGUAUGUGGAGGGCCACUGUGGAUUAUCAGGAAGGACUGCUCUGCCAGCUGGCCAUGAAACAGAAAGAACAGGCCAGAACGUUGAGAGGCUGAGCUUUUUAUUGCAGCACCAUUAUAAAAUACCAGGGAUUGCUUAUCUGGUAGAGUAAUAGAAGGGAAAUGAUGGUCACUCUCUCGUUUGAAAGGAAAUAGCUGUUGUGUAUCAAAGAUUAAUGAAAAAAUUAUAUUGGUAACUGAAGAGAGUAGUUAUCAGGGAGCAGAAAUGAAUCAAAAGAAUCAGAAUACAGUACAUAUGUGGAAUUCACAUAACCACUGAUACGCAUUUUGCUACCAUUUAGAAUGUAUUAGCACUCAUUUUAAUUAAUAAAAUUUAAUCGUUUUUCAUUAGCCUGAAUUGUUUUUCUUCUAUCAGGUCUAUCCCACAUCACUAAGGUACUUCAUAAGCAGUACAAUUUAGGCUCUCCAUGGUAGAAUCAAACACUAUACAAUUUUGGGAAUAUACAUAAUUUGCACCUGAGUUAUUGUCUCCACACUCUGUCCCUUGGAUAUUUAUGUGGCUGUAAUAAAAUUUUGCAAUUUUAGAUUCUGCCCUCCUAACAUCUAUAUCACUGUUCGUGAAUAUGACCAUAAAGUUAUAUUUCUACAAGGCCCUUUUUUUCUUGUGGAAAUAUACACAUCAAAAUGUAGUCAAUGUGCCAGCACAACUUCCACAUUUACAACUUAAUGACAUUGAUUACAUUUUCAUGUUGUGCCACUAUUAUCCUUUUCCAAAAUAUUCCACCAUCAUUAACAUAAACUCAGUGCCCCCAAACAGUCACCCUUUCCUUCCCUCUCCCUUCCGUGGUAACAAUAAUCUUUGGUUUCUAUAUUUUGCCUAUUUUCAUGUAAGUGAGAUCACUACAGUAUUUGUCCUUUUUGCAGCAUUUCACUCAGCAUAAUGUUUUCAAAGUUCAUGUUGUGGCAAUAUAUGAGAACUUAUUUUCUCUUCAUGGCUCUGUAAUACUCCAUUGUGUGUAUAUACCACAUUUUGCUUAUAUACGUAUUUGUUGAAGGACAUUUUGGUUGUUUCCACCAUUGGGCAAUUGUAAAAAGUGCUGCAAUGUACACUGGUAUACAGGUUUAUGUCCCUGCUUUCGUAUCUUCUGGGUAUAUACCUAGGAAUGGAAUUGUUGGAUUGUAUGGUAGUUCCAUGUUCGACUUUUUGAGGAACUGCCAAAAUGUUUUCCACUGUGGCUACCAUUUUACAUUCCCACCAGCAAUACUUAAGGGUGCCAGUUUCUCCACAACCUCACCAAUUUUGUUGAGGGUUUUAUCCAUAUAACAAGGAUUGAGAAACUACAGACCCAUGGGUCAGAUUUGGUCUGUGGCCUGUUUUUGUCAAGCAUGUGAGAUGAAGUGGUUUUAACUUUUUUUUCAUUAUGAUAAAAAUAAAAAACGUUUGCCAAUUCAACAGGUUUUAACAUUUUUAAAGGAUUACGAGAAAACAUUACGAAGUAGAAACUAUAUGUGGCCUCCAAAGCCUAAUGAUUAUCUGUCACUUUACAAAGUGUGCCAAACCUUGCUACCGGACAUUAUUUUAGAUAACAAUUUGCAACUCAGUACAAUGAAGAAAAUGUGGGCUUCACUUCAAAUAUGAAUCAGCCAUAUAUCUAUUACUGAUAAAAAUAUGUGUCUUUCCAUGCGUAUAAAAUACUCUAGGUAUAUACCCAAGAGACUUGAAAGCAGUGACACAAAAAGAUACAUGUACACCAGUGUUCAUUGCAGUGCUGUUCCCAAUAGCCAAAAGAUGGACACAACUGAAAUGUCCAUCAACCAAAAUGUCCAUCAACUAAUGAAUAAAGAAAAUGUGGUACAUACAUAAAGUGAAAUACUACUCAGUCAUAAAGAGAAAUGAAGUCUUGAUACAUAGUACAACAUGGAUGAACCUUAAAAGCAUGUUGAGUGAGAUAAGUCAGUCACAAAAGGACAUACGCUACUUGUAUGAAAAACAAGAAUACGCAAAUGUAUAGAGACUGUCAUGGAUUGAGCUGUGUACCCCCAAAAUACCUGUCAACUUGGCUAGAUAAUGAUUCCCUUGUAUGAUUGUAUGACUAUCUACCAUUUUAUCUUCUAAUGUGAUUUCCAUGUGUGUUGUAUACCCUGUUACUAUGAUGCAAUAAGAUGGAUUAGUGGCAGUUAUAUUGAUGAGGUCUACAAGAUUAGAUAGUGUCUUAAGCCAAUCUCUUUUAAGAGAUAAGUGAGCAGAGAGACAGGACCUCAUACCAUCAAGAAAGCAGCGCUGGGAGCAGAGCGCGUCCUUUGGACCUAAGGUUCCUGUACUGAGAUGCUCCCAGACCAGUGGAAGACUGAUGCGUCACAGUGACUUUCCUCCAGAGCCAACAGAGAGAAAGCUUUACCCUGGAGCUGACACCCUGAAUUUGGACUUGUAGCCUACUCAAUUGUGAGAGAAUAAACUUCUCCUUGUUAAAGCCAUCCACUUGCGGUAUUUCUGUUAUAGCAGCACUAGAUGACUAAGAGACCAAACUAUCUUGGUGGUUACCAGGCAUGGGAGGGACGGGGAAAGGGAGAGUCAUUGCUUAGGAAGCAGUGAAUUUGUUAUGGUGAUGGGAGGUUUGACAACGAUUUAUGGGUGAUGGUUGCAUGAUUAAUGUAAUUGAUAUCACUAAAUUGUAUAACUCAAAAAUGUUGAAUUGCUAAAUGCGUUGUGUACAUUUUUACCACAAAAAUAUAUAAAAUACUCCCCUCUGUUUAAAGAUAAUAAAUACUAAAUGAAACUCUUAAUGUGAAACUUCGAAAAGAUUCAGAUAUGAGAAAAUAUUUUAAAAUGGAAUCUGAAAGGCUAGGAAUCUUGUAGUUUGAAUAAAAUAGCAGAGAGAUGAGUAUGAACCUGGAAAUGAUAUUAGAACACUUCAAAACUACAGAAAGUACCAAGAUAUAUUUGAACUUGACAAACACUGAAACCCAUAGUGUCUUCCUGCCAUCUAGAAUGCUCAACUUGAAAAUAAUUUUCCGUUAAAUGUUACUUCUCUAACUUUCAAAGGGAAAAUGUUAGUUACUGUAGAGUUCGCUCCAACUCAUGGCAGCGACCUUAGCUAUAACAGAACAAAAUGUUGCCCCCUGCUGCAUCUCACUGUAAUCAAGAUUUUAGGAAUAUUUUCAGUAGAGACGGUUGCUGUCUCCAUUAAACUCAUCAUACAUUGAGAUUUAACAAAGAAGAAAUAGUUCAAUUGCUCCUCAAAUACAGUGUUUCUGCACAGAAUUAGAAAAUCUGAUUAACUCUGCUAGACUCAUCAAUGUAUGGAGGUUUAUAGAAACAGCAAAUUCUGAAAAUUUUUUGGUGAUUUUAUAGAGAAGAUUUUAUAGCAAAUUGAUUUCUACAUUAUAAUCUUAAGCACAUUAAACAUUGAAGUUUCAUUACUGCUUGAACUAAACAUCAACCAAUGUAAGGAUUACAUUGAUUUACUUUGGAAGCAGCCAGGGAUUUGUGUAGGGUCUAGGACAUCAGUCUUUCUUCACAAGCUCAUUCCUCUUGUAUGGCUUUGGCUUGGCACUUGUUUCUACCUGCAAUGCAAUGGGUUUCUUUUUUAUAUGGCCUUUCUGGCCCUGGGUUUGUAAUUCCGACAAAAAUGACUGGUUGGGCUGCAGUCUGCCCUGUGGUUGGUCUAUUUUACACACUUUAGAGGGAUUGGUUGAUUUUCUAUUCAAAUAAUGGCCUGAAAAUCCACCCAAUAGGAUUGAGUGACUUGUGGUCCAUAUUGGGGACUGGUCAGUUCAUGGUUCUGCUGGGAGGGCCACACUUUGAAAUUGACAAACAGUUUGCUUAUAUAAGUGGCUAACCUCUCAGGUUUGUUAUAGGGAGAGAGGAGGAGGGGACCUACUAAAGGUCAAGGGCUGUAACACUGCAGAUGAUGAGGAUCCCAGAAGGGACCUGUCUACAGAGCCCACAAAGGGGCCUGGCAGCAGAGAGCCAGUGGUGAGAGGCCUAGAAUGAGGACUGGUGACAGCCGGUGGCAGAGCCAGAGGUGAUGGCAGAAAGCUGCUGCUAGGAAAGCAACUAAGACAGCUGAGCAGGCUGCUACACCGGCCAUGAGUUGGGACAGUUACCAGUGGAGAGGCUGAAGGCUGAGAGGUGUGCAUGGCCGAGAGGAUGUGUGCAUGGCCAAGAGGGGCUUGCUGGUUUACAUGGCCAAGACAGCCUGCUUGCUAGCAUGGUAGACAGGGGCCUGAUAGCAUGGCAGCAAGCAGGUAAAGAGCUGUCCUGGUUGGAAGCUGUCCUGCGCUGAUGAAAAUUAGGGAUGUUCUCUCCACUCCAGGAGAGCCUUCCAGACCUUGCCUAUGCGCUUCCUGAUUCUGAGGUAUACCUGUUACUUCCCUAAUAAACCACAUAACUGUGAGUAUGGUUUGUGAGUUCUGUGUGGGCCAUUGCAACAAAU